This is a messenger RNA of Endocarpon pusillum Z07020, 906 nucleotides long. RefSeq lists its product as uncharacterized. The transcript has 2 exons. Lineage: Eukaryota; Fungi; Ascomycota; Eurotiomycetes; Verrucariales; Verrucariaceae. Bases 1 to 906 code for a protein of 301 amino acids. The record is from RefSeq and is a predicted model, not a curated record.
AUGCAGCUCAAGGCACUUGUCACCCUUCUAGCGCUGGGCACAGCAGUUGUUGUCGCCCGCCCUACCCCUGACGGUAAGAGUGACUGCGAGAAAUACGGACACGAAUGGAAGCAGAAUUAUGAUGGCGUCUAUGGAUGCUACGACGACAAGAAGAAGGAGUGCGAGAAAUAUGGGAAUGAGUGGAAGGAAGAUAAGGGCAAGUGGUACUGCUACAACAAGAAUGACGACGACAAAAAGAACGAUAAGAAGGAUGAUGCUAAGAAAGAUGACGGCAAGGGCGACGACGGCAAGGACGACGGCAAGGACGACGGUAAGGACGACGGCAAGGACGACGGCAAGGAUGACGACUACGGCAAGAGGGACGGCAGUAAGAAGGACGACGGCAAGAGCGACGACAAGAAAGAUGAUGGCAAGGGUGACGGCAAGAAGGAUGAUGCCAAGAAAGAUGACGGCAAGGGCGACAACGGCAAGGGCGACAACGGCAAGGGCGACAACGGCAAGGGCGACAACGGCAAGGGCGACAACGGCAAGGGCGACAACGGCAAGGGCGACAACGGCAAGGGCGACAACGGCAAGGGCGACAACGGCAAGGGCGACAACGGCAAGGGCGACAACGGCAAGGGCGACAACGGCAAGGGCGACAACGGCAAGGGCGACAACGGCAAGGGCGACAACGGCAAGGGCGACAACGGCAAGGGCGACAACGGCAAGGGCGACAACGGCAAGGGCGACAACGGCAAGGGCGACAACGGCAAGGAUGACGGCAAGAAUGAUGACGGCAAGGAUGAUGGCAAGGAUGACGACAAGGAUGACGGCAAGGGCGACGGCAAGAAUGAUGACGGCAAGGGCGACGGCAAGAAUGAUGACGGCAAGGAUGACGGCAAGAAGGAUGAUUAUCAUUACUGA